Gossypium raimondii (Peruvian cotton) is the source of this 2175-nucleotide messenger RNA. Its product is annotated as mannan endo-1,4-beta-mannosidase 2. The record is from RefSeq and is a predicted model, not a curated record. Lineage: Eukaryota; Viridiplantae; Streptophyta; Magnoliopsida; Malvales; Malvaceae. The transcript has 5 exons. Gene Ontology annotation, molecular function: hydrolase activity, hydrolyzing O-glycosyl compounds. Bases 647 to 1930 code for a protein of 427 amino acids.
CACAACCACUCUUCAUUUGGUAAACCCUUUACAAUAAGUUUCCCGAAAGCCGAGACUGCCUUGGACUGUCGGUAUCAGAUCACAUUAUAUCAUAAUGAUGAUAUUAUUAUUUUGUUUUGUUUACAGGUAGUUAAUUUGGUAUGGAGGCAGACAAGAAGGUCAAGAGACAGGGCCCAUGGAGAGACUUGCUUCAGUUAAGUAGUUUAGGCGCAGAUAUAUUAAAUUUGAAGGAAACUGUGUCUCUGUGUGUAUGUGUGGAAAUCAGGUGGACAGUACAGUUGCAUACGUCUCCAUCUCAUCUGAUUUUAACCACCAACCAAGGAACCUAAUACCCACACUAUUCCUCCUCCUCCUCCUCCUCCUCCUCCUCCUCCUCUCUCUCUCAUUGAUCUUCUUUCUUUGCCUUCUUCUUGUUCAGUUUUUUUCUUCUUCUCAGCCUUGCUUGUAAUUCCUUGCAUCGUUUUCUGCUAUAAAAUUAUCAAUUCCUAUACUGAACUUGUUGUGAAGAGUGAUCUGCACUCUCAUUUGAUUCUAAGGUACCGUACUCUCUCAACUUUUGAACUUUAUUUUAAUUAGAGUUAGAGCCAAAAGGGUACCUAAAUAAGCAGUUUCUGCAUUCAAGUUGCUUACAUUAUAUAGAAAGACGAUGGGUGGAAAUGGGGUGUUGUACCCAAUUCUUGGAUUUGCUACAUGUGUGGCUUUUAUUUACAUGUCUUUUGGCGACUUGAAGCUUAGUAGUCUCCCUAAGGGACUAAGUUUAAGUUUUGUGGAAAGGAAUGGGAGUCACUUCAUUUUGGAUGGUAAACCGUUAUAUGUGAAUGGAUGGAAUUCAUACUGGUUAAUGGCUCAUUCAAUGGAUGAAAAUAGCAGGGGUAGGGUGAGUGUAAUGCUGCAAGCUGGUGCAAAGAUGGGUCUCACUGUUUGUAGAACUUGGGCCUUCAAUGAUGGAGGGUAUGAGGCUCUCCAGAUUUCCCCUGGCCAGUUUGAUGAGCGAGUUUUCCAGGCCUUGGAUUAUGUCAUAGCGGAAGCAAGUCGACAUGGAAUUAGGUUGCUUCUUAGCUUAGUAAAUAACUUGCAAGCAUAUGGUGGAAAGACACAAUAUGUGAAGUGGGCAUGGCAAGAAGGCAUUGGUUUGAGCUCUUCUAAUGAUUCUUUCUUCUUUGACCCAUCAAUCCGCAAAUAUUUCAAGAAUUAUGUCUUGACUGUCCUAACAAGGAAGAACACCAUCACUGGAAUUGAAUAUCGGAACGAUCCAACCAUCUUUGCUUGGGAGUUAAUAAACGAACCCCGUUGCAUGUCUGAUCCUUCUGGGGAUACUCUUCAAGAAUGGAUAGAAGAGAUGACAGGUUUUAUAAAAUCAAUAGACAAAAAUCAUCUAUUGACCAUUGGCCUGGAAGGAUUCUAUGGUCCUAAAAGCCCCAAGUCAGCUGUGAAUCCAGGGGAGUGGGCAUCAACCCUUGGAUCUGAUUUUGUCCGCAACUCCAACAUUACAAAUGUCGAUUUUACCUCUGUUCAUAUAUAUCCUGACCAUUGGUUUCAUGAUCUAGGAUUUGAAGAAAAACAAAGGUAUGUUUCCAAGUGGGUGCGUUCGCACAUUGAAGAUUGUGACAAAGAACUGAAGAAGCCUGUUAUGUUCACAGAAUACGGCUUGUCAAAUCAGAACAAAGACUUCCAGGCAUCCCAGAGAGAGCAGUUUUAUAGGACUAUUUUAGACAUCAUCUAUAAAUCUGCUAAGAAGAAAGGGUCUGGGGUGGGUGCUUUAGUCUGGCAAUUCCUUGUUGAAGGAAUUGAAGAGUACAACGAUGAUUUUGGGCUUGUGCCGUGGGAAACCCCAUCCAUUCACAAACUCACAAUACAACAGUCUUGCAGAUUGGCCAUAAUCCAAGGACUUAAUCAACAAACUGGUAACUUGAAACAACUGUGUUCCUAGAGAUACUAGGUGAGAAACCUCACUUGUAUAACCAUUUUUUAUUUUUAUUGUUUUUUUUUCUCAUCACCAUACUUGAAAUUACAUUUUCCAACCAAUGGUAUAGUUUUAGGAAGAAUUCUAGGAAUUGCUAGGGUUCAAAAUUCAUGCUGAAUGCUUUGUUUGUCAAGUAGAUGAUGCAAUUAUUUCAAUGUCUCGUUAAGACAGAUCAAGAAGUACUUACAUGAAACAUGAUAUGAAUGAACAAA